Penaeus indicus is the source of this 5441-nucleotide messenger RNA. RefSeq names its product disks large 1 tumor suppressor protein-like (gene dlg1). The coding region runs from base 1 to 1428 and encodes 475 amino acids. Lineage: Eukaryota; Metazoa; Arthropoda; Malacostraca; Decapoda; Penaeidae. Gene Ontology annotation, cellular component: neuron projection; neuromuscular junction; postsynaptic density membrane. Gene Ontology annotation, biological process: chemical synaptic transmission; establishment or maintenance of epithelial cell apical/basal polarity; cell-cell adhesion. The record is from RefSeq and is a predicted model, not a curated record. The transcript has 11 exons. Gene Ontology annotation, molecular function: protein binding.
AUGGCCCUCGUCUGGGAGUAUUUGCUAAUAUAUCCCAAAGAGCCACGUAGAGUGACCCUCAACAAGGGUUCAUCAGGGCUUGGCUUCAACAUUGUUGGUGGUGAGGAUGGGGAAGGUAUCUUCAUUUCCUUUAUUCUUGCUGGUGGACCUGCAGAUCUCUCAGGUGAACUAAGGCGAGGAGACCAGAUCCUUAAUGUAAACGGCACCGACUUGCGGAAUGCAACACAUGAACAGGCAGCACAAACACUCAAGGGAUGUGGGCAGACAGUAAACUUGACGGUGCAAUAUAAACCUGAUGAGUACAACCGCUUUGAGGCCAAAAUCCAUGACCUUAAGCAACAGAUGAUGUCUGGCACUCUCAGAACCACUCAAAAGCGUAGUCUCUAUGUCCGAGCAUUGUUUGACUAUGAUCCCAACCGUGAUGAUGGUCUGCCUUCCCGAGGUCUUGCCUUUAACUAUGGAGAAAUUCUUCAUGUCACGAAUGCCUCAGAUGACCAGUGGUGGCAGGCUAGACGUGUUCUUCCAACUGGAGAAGAAGAAGGCACAACAGGUAUCAUUCCUUCAAAAGCACGUUGGGAGAAGAAACAGAAGGCACGGCUGCGGUCAGUUGCUUUCCAGGGCAAGAACAACAGUGAUGCAAGGCAAUCAACACUAGAACGGAAGAAGAAGACAUUAUCUUUCAGUCGAAAAUUCCCAUUCUUGAACAAGAGUAAAGACGAUAAGUCUGAAGAUGGAUCGGAUAAUGAGCCCUCCAUAGCAACAAAUGACGGAGAGAGUGAUAGCCGAAGCAUGCGGGGAGACGACUACAUCAUCCUGAGUUAUGAGGGCGUACAACAAAUAGAGAUCACUUAUACGCGACCUGUGGUGCUCCUGGGACCCUUGAAGGACAGAAUCAACGAUGACCUCAUAUCAGAAUUCCCAGACAAAUAUGGCAGCUGUGUUCCACACACUACUCGACCUCGGCGAGAAUAUGAAGUUGAUGGACGGGACUACCACUUUGUAGCUUCCAGGGAGCAGAUGGAGAGAGACAUACAGAACCACCUCUUUAUUGAAGCUGGGCAAUAUAAUGACAAUCUGUAUGGUACCUCUGUUGCUUCAGUCAGAGAGGUGGCGGAGAAGGGCAAGCAUUGCAUCUUAGAUGUAAGUGGGAAUGCUAUUAAGAGACUGCAAGUUGCACAACUCUAUCCUAUUGCCAUCUUCAUCAAACCAAAGUCUGCUGAACAAAUUAUGGAAUGGAAUAAACGGAUGACAGAUGAUCAAGCUCGUAAGACAUAUGAGCGUGCUCUGAAAGUAGAAGUAGACUUUGGAGAAUAUUUCACGGCCAUUGUUACGGGAGACACUCCUGAGGAAGUGUAUGCACGUGUGAAGGAUCUGAUUCACCACCAUGCUGGUCCAAAGAUAUGGGUCACAUGUAAGGACAAGCUAUAAAGAAAGCCCUCUCUGGGCCUUAUGAUGCUAGAAUAAUUUGUUGCAUGAUGGACAGGUGUUAUUUCCAUUAUCAGAACUAUUACUGAAGCUUGAAAAAAGAUGUUGCUAAUUCAGUCCCUCAAGCUUGGUAUAUCCAAGUAAAUCAUAUCUCCCACAAAUUAUAUACCUUGAAAAAGAUGGGAAGGUCUCCCAAGUGGGCUGAUGACUUUCCCAAUUAUGGGCUGAUUGCCUAUUUAACUCUCAGUGAACUUCUGGAUUUUUGAAGAUAUUAUUCAAGAGAUAUUAUGCUCAUAUAUCUCACGUGGUGAAACUUGUACUUUAGAAACUUUUAAUUGUAUUAUAACAAAGUUUUAUGCCUUUACUACAGCAUGGAGAGGAGAACAUGUAUCAGCCAGUACUGGUUGGGUGAUCAGCUGUUAUCCAGUCCCAGGCUGAAUUGCUGGUUCAUAUAUACAAUGAUUUUUAAAGUGUUAUCAGAUAAUUUCCUUAUCUAAGCCCAUUUGACUCAGGAGUGAUAUCAGCUGAUAAGGACCUUCAUCAUUGACCUUGUACAAAAGAAAAAGUGUAUCAACAGUUUAUAUUAGGUAUGCAAUGUCUGGGGAAAAGGAGGAUGAGAGAUGUCUAGGUUUCUUUGCUUUAGAAUUUACAGUUUUCCCUCAUAUUAUUUUCAUAUUUCCAUCAGUUAUUCUACAAACAUUUGUAAGAAUCCAUUCUGUAGAUGUUGUUAUAGAUACACAGGAGGAAGUGUUCAAUGUUAUUUUCUGAAUACAUGUUAGACUGUGCUGAUUUAGAUUAGUAAUCUUCAACCUUUUAGUAUGUUUUUAAUAAGAUAUGAAUGUUUUCCCAAGAAAUAUACCAGUAAGAGCCUAAUAUUACCAGCAAUCUCAUGGAACUUUUGAGAAAUCCAGCAUUGCAUUUCUGAUAUGAAUUGCAAGUGAUGAAUUACAUAAAUAUAUUCCCUUGUGAAAGUUCACAUUGGUAAUGACAAAUUGACAAUACUUUAUUCUCUUAUGAUGAACACCAGUAGUUGAUGUCUGAUCAGUAUGUUGGUUUGUGUAUAUGGAAAGUAGAAUUCCAGCCUUGCCAUGUGGACUUAACUGAAAGGAUUAUUAUCGUUAUUAUAGAGGAUAUGUCUAAAAGUGCCGAUUGAUUAAUGGUGCAUAGAACCAUAUGAUUUAUUUGAUAAUGAACUCUCAGGAGAAGACUUCCUCCUUCAGAUAUUGCUUGAGCUAAGCCUCAGAAACUGAUGCUGAGGCACGAAUGAGAAACCAAAGUCGUUAAAGUGACAGACCCAGCUAUUUCCUCCCUAACAGAAUUCUUAAGUAGGGUUCAUAAUCUGUCUUAAAUAUGAUCAUAAGUGGGCCCUAAGAGAAUGCUAUUUAUGGUUGAAAUUUGCUGAUUAUGUCACAGAUGUUGAUGCUGUAAUCUCAUACUUUGUUUAGAACUAGUGCUUUAGGCCAUGUCCAAGAAUGAUAGAAUUCUUAGGUUCUUGAUAUCUUAGAUGGAUAAUAUUGUGCAAAGGAUGUAGUAGUAAAAUUUAUCAAAGUUAAGCAAAAAGAACAUGAGUCAGUUGUAUCAUUUGUGUACAUGGGCAUAGUCUUAUCUCUAUGAUCCUUCCCUGGUUGUUCGUAAUUGAGUGGCAGAGUUAGCUUGCUUUGGACUUCACCAGUUUAAGGGUUUUUAACUUAUGUUCUCCACAGGUAAAGUUACAAGAAUAUGAGCCUUACAGAGAAUCCUCAAACUGGCGAACAACCACUUAACUACUGUCCCACUGAAUGAUGUAUAAUGUGUUCAUGAUUUCAGUUGAAGAGAUGAAUGUCUGGUCACUUUUUGUUACAUGAACUGUUUAUGGUAUCAUAGUAUGGAUGAAAUGUUGAUAGGUUUUUAAGGUUAUGUCCUCCCUGUGUCUCAGCCAUAGGCAACAUUGUUGACUGAUGACCCUUUAGAAACCUUAGGACAAGUUGAUACACAUAAAAAGCAAGAUACAGUCUUGGUCAUGACUUGAACAAUAGAUACAGACAACAGCCAGUGAUCUCUGAUUACUUCAGAGUUAGUGUAUUGGCCCCAAUGUAGUAUUGUUGUAUUGAAAACAGCAAUAUUAGUUAUCUUGAGCCUUACAUAGUCUUAAGUGAAGAUUAAUUUUCUUAUUUAAGAGUGGGAAAAUUAUUUUUUAUUUGAGGCACUUUUGUAAGGCUGAUGAUGUCAGUAUAUGAAAAAAAUAUUAUAUAUAUAUAUACACACCCCAUUCACUGAAGAUAUAAUGUUCUGACUUCAGUUCAAGUUACUUGAGAUGGCUUUGAAUACCUUGAUAUAAAGUUAAUGUAAUGUAAUCAAAACUUCUUAAAUGCUGGAGUCAUGCAAUAUAGAUUCUCUGGCUGAUAAAAAUGUAGCAGAUAUUUUAGAGUAAUGACCUACUUAAUGUAUUGAGGACUAAGCAUUAUAUUUAUGGUGAGUGGUUAGGGUGUAAGAUAUGUGAAUAGAUAUUGCUGUUGCGAUUUGAAACGGUUCGAAAAAGCACUGAAUCCUAGGACAAGAGAAAGAACGGUUAUCAUGUCGUUGUUACAAGUGUGAGUUUUACAAAUUAUUGUUAACAUAUUUUGUCAAUGACCUAUUUAUCUGUAAUACCUCUGAUCUAAGAAGUACUUUCCUUUGUUUUAGUCAUGGUGCCAUUGUACUUUUAUAAUUUUAUUUUAAUUACUCAUCUCAUCUUCAACUCUGCAUUGAUUGUAUGUAAGUUGAUGUCUGUAAAUAUGUAGCUUGCUGCAGUGGGAGCUUUGUUUUCAAUUUUUAUUAUGCUUUUUAAUUUAGUGCAUUCAGUUUUUAGCACAGGAUAUGUGCACUGUACAGUAUAUUAAUUUAUUAUUCAUGAUUCUAUUAAAACAGUUCUCCACAAGCUCCUUCUCAUAUCCUGUAAUUUCCUUAAUAUAUUGCUAUGAGCAUUAUUCCAAAUCUUCAUACAAGGGUUGUCAAGAUGUCUAAAAGAGACUUAUGCUAUUUACCCUUUUAGCUUGAUUCUCACAGUUGGUUGGUAAUGUAAAUGAAUGAAAAAGUAACGACUUUUAACUGAAAUUUGUAUGGUCUCCAUAGUCAGUGUAAUGAAAAUUUAAGUGAGGAACAAUAGAAAAUUAAGCUAUUUCAUACUAUGCUAUGCAAUAGUAUUGAUUUUAUAAUUUGUACGUUUUUUAUCUCGUUUAAUUCAGUGUAAUCAGGGCAGUGUGAAGAACUUUAUUAUAUAUGUGACCAGUACAUUACAGGAGAAUAAUUAAGUCUUGCUGAGAGCUCUGAUAAAAAAAAAAACAUGAAAGGGAGAAGCACCUUGCUUAUCAUUCAAAUAGGUGCUGUUUCUGAAGUUCACUAACAACUGGUACAAAAUGGUAAUCAGAAAAUUUGUGUGUGCAUACAUGUAACAGUUUUAGGAGAAAAUGAAGUUAGCCUUAUAGAAAACCCGUUUUUAGUUGCUAUGCGUACAUAUUAUGUUUACUCAUUGAUAUCAGAAGCAAUUACUAUUAAUUUUCUUGUUAUGAGUUUUGUUUUUAAUUAAUUAUUAGUCGAUAUAUUAACUAGGAAUUUCUUCCUUCAUAAUCAUUCCACACUGCUUGUAAGGCAAGAAGCAAAUAGAGAUAAAGGAAAUAUCUUUUUUUAUUUAUUUAUUUUUAUUUAUUUAUUUAUUUUUUUUUUUUUCUUAGACCUUAUGCAGGUUUUAUGCAUUUGGUUGAAAUGAAGAGAUCUUGGCAGGAGUCUAAGAAUUUUGAAAUUAACCCAAAUCAGUGUUUAACUUAAUACCAUUUAUUUACUUGUAUGCUCUACUUCUAUCUGCAUUCACAAAUAAGGGGUCAUUUCCAUUAUGUUUCACUCUUGAUCUUCACAUUGGCGCCAUGGCUACAACAAGUCCUCAGCAAACAACCUUAAACAUUCGCAGCUUCAGUGGAGUGCCAAGUGCAUCCUCUGACGACCUUCCCUCUUCCCCCCCUCCAUCCCCUGUACUGUAAAUACAACAUUAUCUCAAAGUAAAA